Molecule: messenger RNA, 1082 nt
Organism: Zootermopsis nevadensis
Lineage: Eukaryota; Metazoa; Arthropoda; Insecta; Blattodea; Termopsidae
Source: RefSeq, a predicted model, not a curated record
UUUCGACAGGAUGCUUGCAGAUAAAUCCGGACUCCAUGAUGCUGUUUUGAACAAUGACCCGGAAGCUGUGAAUAAGUUGCUGGGGGAGGAAACAGAUGUGAACAGUUUAGACAAGGGUGGUAGAACUGCGUUGCAUUUGGCAGCUUCGUAUAAUAGCAUAAUUAUAGAAAAACUGUUGUCAGUCACAGGUGUUGAUACUAACAUAUCAGAUGGAGUGCUUAAGUGGACACCGCUGAGGUACGCUGCCAAAACGAGAUCAUGGAUGGCUGUGGACAGCUUGUUACAGGGUGGCGCUGACGAUAUUGUGCUUAAAGUGUUUUACCAGGACCAGGAGUGGAGACGGGCAGCACUAUGGGAAUGUGCACAGAAGGGACACAGAAACCUGUUGGAGUUCAUAAUGAAUUCCGGAUUUGAUGUUAAUGACGUUGUAUCGCAUCCUGAAUAUAAUCAUCGUAAAUUACCUCUUCUUCAUAUAGCCUCACUGUAUAGCCAAGAGGAAGUUGUAAGACUUCUUAUUGAAAGGGGCGUUGAUAUUAAUGUUCGCAGCUUCGACAAUGAAACUGCUCUUCACUUCGCUGCUCAACGUGGUAAUGUAGAGAUUAUGACGUUAUUAGUAGAUGCAGGAAUGUCUGUCAACGAGACGAGUACAGGCGACGAAACUCCGCUUCACGUCGCAGCUCGCCAUGGUAAUCUGAGAGCAACAGAAUUUCUAGUCGAAAGAGGCGCUGAUUUAGAGAUAGCUGACACAAUUGGCCGGACUCCGCUGAUGUUGGCUGUAUCUCGUGGCAAUGUAGAAGUAGUUCGUUAUCUUACAAUGAAGGGAGCAGACGUAAAUUCUUGCACCGAUGAUGUUAUCGCUUUGCUCUUGGCAACUGACGGGGCACAUUUGGACGUGAUGGAUUUCUUACGUUUACAGGGCGCGGAUUUUAAUGGCAGCAAUGUUGAAUGAGGUACAAUUCCAUUAAAACUUGCAAUUGUGAAGCACAACUUUUAGACAGUGAAGUACUUGAUAGAAAGAGGCGCUCAUGUCAAUUUCUGUAGUCGUGAUAUCUGCAGAUCAUCAACUGAAUUCGCAAUGCAUU